UUGACGGAUGGCGGUUCUCAUCAGUGUGUGUUUUUGUGAAUAUUUUAAAAUCUGUGAUUUUGAGGUGUUUUUAUUUUGUACAAAUCCGUACAAGCUAUCCGUUGUUUAUAAUAUAAUAAAGAAAUAAUACAUUUUAUUUAUCUAUUUGUGUAAAAAAUAAUCCAAAAUGCAACGACGUCGGGGCCCUAACUUUACGUAUGUAAGCGGCUGCGUGAAGUACAUGAUUUUCGUGUUAAAUUUUAUAUUUUGGUUAUCCGGUGGACUUAUAACUGGUAUUGGAUUGUAUGCGUUUAUAGACAAGUGGCAGGCGACGGGACAUAUAAAGCUGGACACCGUGUAUGAUGUGAUACUGAACGUAAGCCUGCUGAUAGCCCUGCUGGGCAGUGUUGUGUUCAUCGUCAGCUUCGCUGGGUGCAUUGGAGCUCUGAGAGAGAACACGUGCUUGCUCAAAUUUUACUCCCUCUGUCUUCUGGUGCUUUUCCUGGUGGAGAUGGGCGGCGCGGUAUGCGGGUUCGUGUUCCCGCGCUCGCUGCACGGCAUCCUGGAGAACAGCUUCACGGAGCGCAUCGUGCGACUGUACCGGGACGACCCUGACCUGCAGAACUUCAUCGACUUCGCGCAGAAAGACUUUCACUGCUGCGGCUUAACAUCAGACGGUUACAUGGACUGGUCCAAGAACGAGUACUUCAACUGCUCGUCGCCGUCCGUGGAGCGCUGCGGGGUGCCGUUCUCGUGCUGCAUCAACGCCACGGACAUCAGCUCGGGGCUCGUCAACAUCAUGUGCGGAUACGGAGUGCAGAACUAUCCCGUAGCAGAGGCGAGCAAGCGCGUGUGGACGAGCGGGUGCAUAGAGAUAGUCCGCUCGUGGGGCGAGCGCAACCUGUACACCAUCGCCACGGUGGCGCUGGGCGUGGCGCUGUCGCAGCUCUUCGUCAUCUACCUCGCCAAGACCCUCGAGGGGCAGAUCGAGUUGCAGAAAGCCAGAUGGCAAACAUGAAAUAGGGGUUCAGCGGGCGCGUAUCGGGACGACUGUCGGCGCGCGCUGCUGUAGCCGGGAAUCGAACCCGGCACCCGGGACACGGUGCCAUCCUCGCUGCACAUGUAGACCCAGGGGUCAAAAAUGGCUUCCACUGUGAUAUUAAGUGUGCAAAACCAUACAAAUAGUGCAGUGAUGUGACAAAGUGAAUAGUACCCCAUAUUACAUUUGAAGGGUUAACAGUGAAAAGUACCCCAAACUGCAUUUCAAGGGUUACAGUGAUUAUAAGUGUUUGCGACCAAUUUUCCCUAAAAAGGUCAUUGACCUUUUUAUAGUGACAAUAUGGGAUUUAAAAGGAUGUAUACAGGAUGUAUACAUCCUGUGAAUUAUUUAAUUUUGAAUCUAUCAUUAAAAGUAUGUAUUUUAGUGGAAUAUAAUAUUCACAAAGUACUUUAAUUAUGGAAGUACUGCAAAUAAGUUUGAAGAAAAAGAAAUACUUUAGUCAUUCGAAGGCAGCCUUAUCAAGCAAUAGAGGCGACCUUUAAACAAUCUCUAGAAAGGUAGUCGGUUAUUUAUUUCAUUAAAUUAAAAUGUGCCAGUGUUCGUCAUAUAGAACAGUAUUUUAUUGUAUAAAGUAUUUUUCAGAUAGCAUGGGUACGGUGACAGUCUCCUAUAUAACGUUCAUAAUACGUACUAAAAUCGUAGAGAGUAAAACGAACUGUCACCUGCACCAUCCUACAUGAAACGAACUGUAGUUUAACAUUUAAGUGCCAUUUCACAGUUUACGUAAAUGUAUCUAAGGGCGAAAUUUUCGGACCUACGAAAAGCCUAAGCCUAAGUCUCAUUUUAAAUGAAAGUUUCAUAUCUGGCAGUUAAAUUAAUUUUAUUGAAAUCCUUGCCAAAUAUGACUAUAAUUUACUCAAAAUUAUUAUAACUUUGAUUGAAAUUGAUUUAUAUAAGGGAUGUACUCUAAUAUCCGAAUUAGAAAUCCCUUUCAAAAUUAUUGGAUGAAGUGUUUUAUCGAAUGGUUGAAAAGAAAAAGAUUGUCAAAAAAGACAAUCGACUGACUUGGCUAAAGGAUCUUGUCUAUUUUGGCCUUUGCUCCAAUAUCUAAAUAGGGUAGUUGACUCAUAUCAAAUUUAAUAUAAACAAUAUUAUUUUCGAGCAUUACAUGGAAUAUAUCAAUAUUUAAUUAAUAAAAGUUAAGGAUUUCUUUCAAAACUUAAUUUAAAACACAUAUUUUUUUCAAAAUCUCCAAACGUCAAAAAUGCUGUCGUCCAUUUUGUGACGUCACUAACACUCUUGAUGUACUAAACGUUGACCUCCAUUUUGUGACGUCACUAACACCCUUGAUGUACUAAACGUUGACCUCCAUUUUGUGACGUCACUAACACCCUUGAUGUACUAAACGUUGACCUCCAUUUUGUGACGUCACUAACACCCUUGAUGUACUAAACGUUGACCUCCAUUUUGUGACGUCACUAACACCCUUGAUGUACUAAACGUUGACCUCCAUUUUGUGACGUCACUAACACCCUUGAUGUACUAAACGUUGACCUCCAUUUUGUGACGUCACUAACACCCUUGAUGUACUAAACGUUGACCUCCAUUUUGUGACGUCACUAACACCCUUGAUGUACUAAACGUUGACGUCCAUUUUGUGACGUCACUAACACCCUUGAUGUACUAAACGUCGACCUCCAUUUUGUGACGUCACUAACACCCUUGAUGUACUAAACGUUGACGUCCAUUUUGUGACGUCACUAACACCCUUGAUGUACUAAACGUUGACGUCCAUUUUGUGACGUCACUAACACCCUUGAUGUACUAAACGUCGAAGUAAUAUUUUUGUCAAACGCUCCAUUUGUAUGGUAUUUAUUGUAGUGACGUCAUGAAACAGUUGAAAUAUAGACUGUCAUGGCUGACAGGCGUUUUGGCUCGUAUUGCCAAAAAUAUAUUUAAAAACUAAUAUUUUCAUGUAAUCAUGUCUCAAAAAAUAUGAUUUUUUUUCAGUCUAGUAGAACGAUAAUAGACUAUUUAAGACUAUUAAAAAAAAAGUGUAAACUAGCCUAUUGAUUUUAACUGAAGACUGUGCUCUUUACUUCUAUUAGAUUAGUAUUCAAAUGAUGCUCAAAAUUGAGUUUAAAAAUCAAUGUUGUAAAUUCCAAAUGUCAUUCCAAUGGAAGUCUUAAGAUAUUAUUAAUAUAUUAGAUUAAUAAAAUACAAAUUUGAUUAUUGUGUUGCAUUUAUAUUUAACUAAUAAUAAUAAUAGUAUAAGUUAAUAAUUAAUAUUUAUAUUUUUUAUCUAAGAAUCUCCAUUAUAAAACGUAACUGUUUGUUUUAUGAAUAUUUUAUUUCAUGACUUUAUGGUCAAAGUCACAGAUUAAAGAAUAAUAAGCAGAUAGAGCGUAGCAUACUACACUGCAGGGAUGCAUUCCAAAUAAAAAUUCCAAAAACGAAUACAUUCUCGAAUCAGUACGACACGAAGCGUCGCAUCAGUAAUUUUCAAUAUUAUUCAAGAAAAGUGGCGUCUUAUGUUUUUAAAUAUUUUAAAAACUGUUUACAAAAGCUAAAAAAAUAAGAUGGAGCUUUUUUUAUGAUUGAUUGUUAAUGAUUGUAAACUUAUUUUGUGGGUGUUCAUUACGAAUAUUAUUUAAAUGGGUACAUACCACGAUAAACCUCGUGGUUUUAUCGUGGUAUGUAUCCGUUUAAAUAAUAUUUGCAUUGAUUGUUAGUCUAUUAUGAUAUCAAUUUACGUAAUUAUUGUUACUUGUAGUGAAUUAUCUUGAAAUACAAAUUAUGGAAACAGUUUGUUUAAGCAAUGUCGAGGACAUCAAAAAGAAUGUCAAGGACUCACCGUACUGCUUGUAAAUACUCAUUCUGUAUCAUUCUUUAUUCUGUGGUCAAAUUAAAUAUUUGUUGUAGUGUUAAAUGCUAAAGAUGUUAAUAAAAUACCAGAAAUAUGGAGACUGCAAUACAAUGCAUAAAACCAUCAAUUUAUUAUGAAAAGUAUUUAUUACAGAAUUAAUAAAUUUGAUGUAAUAUUGUAAGAAUAAAUACAUUCUAUGAUGUUGCAUAUAUACUAAGAUCACAAUAUUAUGACCACUGCCAACUAGGAUUAUAAUGAAAAAAAUAUAUAAGAAUAUAUUUGCUGUAUAAAUUUUCAUAUUGUACCAAUUUUGAUGUAAAUACUGGACUGUAGAGUAGGAUUUUAAUGUUAUUUCGUGCUACACAUAAUAUAAGUGUAUAUCAAAAAAUAAAUUUAUUUUGCUAUUCUUUGCGAAAAACAUAGUGAUUUUUUGUUUAUAUUUAUUUUGAUAAUUGUUGCUCAGAUAAAUUUAUUAAUUAUAAUUACUAGAGUAUUAAAAUGAAUUAUUUGAUCAAAUAAUUUUUUACAUUAUUUUUAAUGUAGACAGUUUUUCACAGAAAAUAGUAAAAUAAAAGAAUGAUCUAUUGGUUACAUACAUACAAACCGGUCUGCAAUAUAUGUACUGUAGGAAAUAGUAGUCUAGACUAGACGGAUAUGACGUCAGGUGGUGCGACUUGUUUCGUAAAGAGUGGGGAGUUAGAGAGGGGUACCGAUCGGUUGGCGGGAACGAUAAAUAUUGUGAAGCAUAACCUUUGUUCGACAUUAGUUUUCUUAUUUUUAGUAAUCAACUUCUGAGUCUGCUAAAGGUACAUAUUAUGCAGAUCGAGAUAAGGCCCGGCGCACACCGUCUAAUGUGCCCUCAUGUUAAAAGUGCAAUAUUUAUAACUGACUGGUCCUAAAUAAAACAUACUAAGUGAAAAACAUCGAUACAAUAAUAAAAUGUAUAGUAAAAACAACAAAAUGCCGUUUAACUGAAUAUGACAAACUUUCAGCUUUUAUAAAAUGACGAAGGUCUAGGGUUCACUGGCUCUUAGUCUAUUACUGGGUGUGACAUACGUUUCUCUUGUUGUGUUUGUAUUUAGGACCGGCUGAUAUUUUUUUUUAUUAUGCAUUUUUUUUCAUUUUUUUUUAUUAAUGCAAUGUAUUAAAUAUUUUACUAAUUAAGUGCUUUGAUGAUAUUUAAUGUUAUUCCAAUGUUAGUGUAAGUUAUAUUAGCGUAAUAAUCAAAGAAAUCUCGACAUUACAGUACUUUUUAAAGGUUUUUAGAAUUAAAUUGAUUUUAUCAAUAAUUUUUCAACGUCUCAAAUAGAUAUAAAGAAAAAGCAAAAAUAUUUAUUUUCAUUAAAGAGCGUAUUCUGUGGAAAAAAUUUAAAACUAUAGAAAUACAUGAAAACUGUUUUCACUAGUACUAAAAUGCGACCAAGUGGAGAGAAAUGGAUAAAAUGUCGUCCCAAUCGCGGCGGAGUUGUCACAAACCCAUCUCUUUCAUCAUUUGUUAAAAUCUAAAUAAGUGAAUAAAUGUAACUAAAUAAAAAGUAAUAAAUUAAAUAGUAAUAAAUAAAAUUAAAACCCAAGUUUUUGAGUUGUAUCGAGAUGGCGCCCUUAAAGCAACUGUGACAUGACAUUUGACAGCAAACGUCAAAACGACUAUUGCGUUGAAAACGUCAUCAAUCCGUCAUUGUUACCCUUAUUGGUGUUGCUAUUCUUGGGAGAGAAUGAAUAUUAUUUCGUAAUUAUAGUAAAUUCGUAGAUUUGUAUAAUCGAAAAUAGUAAAAAAGGAUUAUUUCCGCCAGGGAUUCACAAUGACUAAUCCAGGGCUCCAUACAAUUUUGGACCAUCUCCUUUUGCUAAUGGACACUGCUUUUUGGUCCAGUGGUUUGCUUAUGUGACUUCAGAUAAUAAGGUCCUGGGUUCGAAUCCUGGCCCUAUACAAUUUUGGGCCAUCUCCUUUGUCCAUUUCUCUUUACGACAUUAUCUUGUUGGUCGCAUAUUAGCACUACAGGAAACUUUGAAAACCAAUUUGGCUUUAAAAAAAACAUUUUUGUCUUUUUUGCUUGCAUACUAAAGGCAGUAUUUUAUUUUAAAAUAAAUCUACUAGACAGAAACGACAUUAAAAUGUCAAAAUUUAAUAAAAUGAUUUAACUAUGGCCCAAACAAUUUACUUAAACAAAAACCAAAUAAUAUUGUUUUAAUUUUAUUAAUAGAUUUAGAAAGUUAUACACAUUAUUUUCUUUUUAUUGUAAUGUAUAGACAACAAUCUAUUUUUUUUUGUAUAAAUUAUAUUUCCUUCUGGCAUUAUAAUAAAUAUGGUGCUCAAAUAAUUGCUUGAACUAAAUUCUUUUAAACAUCAGAAGACUCAUAAACAAGAAGAAAUACUUUAUCGCACACAAAAAAUAAUAAAAAAAAAUCAUAAAAAAUUAAUAAUUUAAACUUAGCAUGCAAAGGCGGCCUUAUUGCUAUAAGCAAUCUCUUCCAAGCAUCCCCUGACUAGAGGAAUAAAAUAUCUUAAAGAAGUACUAAAGUCUAUUUGUAAUGGAAAACUGUGAUUAGUUUCUACAGGGUAGAGUACUGGAACACUAAAUCGCUUGGAGGCAAUGAUUUUAUACUAUUAGACAUGCCUACAAAAUCACAACAUAGUGUUCCAAACACAGCUAUUUCACUGGGCGCAAAUAUGUACAAUUUUGUGUUUACUUAUAUUAUACAGGGUGCUCGGGAGUAUUUUCCAUAACUUCAAAGUAUUAACGAGACCCCUUAUAGGAACCAAUCUGCAUAACUAAUAUUUUAUUCAAUUAAAAAAAAAAAAUGUUUUCAUACAAAGUAAUUCAAAUAAUACUGACUAUCCAUUUAAUACACACCUUUAGGUAACAGACCGACAACGUUGCGUUUUAAGUUUGGUUACGUCAUUAUUAUAAGGAUGCGUAUAAGGGACACAUUUUAAGAUCUAUUUACAAAAGAAAUAUUACACCGAAAAUGUUCCUUAAAUAUUUUUGAAUUAAUUUUUGUUAAAGAAUAUAACCCUAGAGUUAUAUUUAAAUGUAAAUAAUAUUUCUUUUGCAGAUAGAUAUUAUGACGUAGUCAAAUUUUAAAAUCCAAGGAUAGAUAAAGGCGUGUGUUCCAUGGAUAGUCGUAAUUAUUUCAAUUAAUUUGUAUGAAAACAUAAAAGUUUUUAUGUUUUAGUUAAAAAAAUGUUAGUUAUGCAGUUCGGCUCACAUAUGUGUUCAACACCUUGAAGUUAUGGGAAAUAUUGCCGAGCAGCCUGUAUAUAGUUUUUGCAUUCUAGACAAUAUUUAGGUAUUAUUAUUCUCAAGUAACUUUCGUUGUUUAGUAUGGUACUAAAUUAAAUUAAGCCAAUUGACUUUGUUUGCCUCGGUUUGGACGCGCUAGUGCCAUGUCUAUAGUAUAAAAUCAUUGCUUGGAGGUAUAUCUUUGCCGCUAAUACCUCCUUAGUUAAGGCCGAAACCACCACAAGACCAGGGUUGAGCCAUGAUUAUAAUUGAUAUAUGAAAUGAUCGCCAUAUGUUUUUUUGGAAUAAAUGCAUUUGUAUUUUUUAAUCGUUCUUCCUUCAUCAGUGUUUACAGUUUUAUAGUAUAAGAGAUGACCAUUGUUAAAUCAGUAGCUAGUACAAAGGUCGCAAAUUGUAAACUUGUGAUAUCGAGAAAAUUCCAAGUAUGUUUGUACUAUAAGAGCUGGUGAACGAUUAUUUUUAACCGACUUCCAAAAAGGAGGAGGUUCUACGUUCGGCUGUAUGUAUGUUUUUUUUUUUUUUUAAAUAUCAUUUUACUUUUUUUUUAAAGCUGAAAAUACUCCAGUUUGCAAUAUCCGGUGCUGUUUAUUAUUAGAAAAUUAUGAAAAGUGUUUUAUAUAAAAUUUAGUACGUUAAAAAGUAUAUUGAGAGGAGGUUUCCUAAAAUUAAAUAUCAUCAAUGAUAGUUUGGCCAGGAGUUUUUUAGGCUACCUACUCGCAACAUAUUUUUUUUACAUCCUAAUAAUAAUUAUGAUGUAUAACACUUUUCAUCCAUUAAACAGAUUGGUGAAGGUCGUUUCUAAUAUGUAUAAAUGGAUCUUCUAUAGUAGGUGUGGCAUACAUUACGCUAAUCCGUUGCGACGACGACGCUACGCAACGAACUAAUGAGUUAUCGUCCUUACUCGCCUGCUUUCAAAAAAAUAAAUCAAUUGAACUUGUUUGACGUUUAAUUAUGUGAAGUUGCUAAUGUUAUAUGGGAUGACUUUAUAAUCUGAAAGACACAGCUUAGCGAAAAUUGCAGCUGAUUUUCCGAUGCCGAGACACUUGAGGAAAAUUGUACACCAGCUCUUGGAGUAUUUAGUUAAUAAGUCGAAGUCAGUAAUAUAAGCUUGUGUAAAGUAAUUUUAGGCCAGUGUAUUUGUUAUUAUUAGGUGUUGUUCCAAAAUGGCAAAAGUUUGUUAGUGGGUUUUUGAAGAUUGUAUGUACCGUACCUACUUAACCGAUUAGUAAAAAGAGAGGUGUUAUAGGACAACCGCGGGUAAAUCAAACUUUGUUUAUUUGAAUUUAAACCGAAUUUACUUAGGUUGCAAACAAGAAUGGCAGCAUUAAAAAAAACUUUUUUUUUUUAUUUUAUUUUUUUUGGAAAAGUCUGGGGAAUAAAUUGCAUUUUUUUUUUGGGAGUCUGAGGAAAAAAUGUAACGUUCCGUUUUGUUUCGCAUUUAUAUUCGCUUUGGCGAGCAAGUAUUAAAUAUUUUUUUUUAAUUGAAAAAAAAACCACUAACAUAUUAUUUGUCAUUUGCACAAUCCAUAUUAUAUGAAAAUGGGUGUUCUUUUUACAUUUAAAUGUAUAUUCUCUUCGUAAUACUUCUGUGUAUAUGGACUGACUCGUGUCUUAAUACACAUAUACUAAAGCCAAAUUCGAUGUGCAAUGUUUAUCAACAAACAAAUUGGAAAUGAAGGUGGAAAACGUGCUCAUGUUAUUCAAAAGACAUUAACUUUUGUAACUGUUCUAAGUAUAUUAAUCAAAUGUAUGUUCAUUAAUUUAGUAAUUGAAUUAAAAUAGGGAUGAUGACUAGGUUUGAAUAUAUUGAUUUUUAUGAUAAAUUCGGUUAAAUAAGGUCAAUGUUAGUUGUAAUUUAUAUAUAAAAAAGCAAAGAUUUACUGGAUAUUUGCAAAAUAAAUGAGAUUAUAAAAUUUCAAAAUCUAUUAAAAAUCUUUUAUCGUAAUUAGAUGGAAAUUCAUACAGUUUUAGCUUCCUUACAUUAAAUGUGACAUUUUUCAAUAAAUAAACUAUAAACAUAAACGCACAAAUAACAAAGAUAGUAGUAAUUUUGUUUGAACGCCCAUAAAAAUCUAACAAUCCUUAUGAUCUACGACGUCAUUAAAUCGUACCAUUUUGCAUGGGGCGUUUUUCAGAAAUCCGCGGCAGUGCCGCAAAUCUGAUCCUUUAAAUCCCUGUAGCUCCGAAAGUAAUGAUCGCAGAUACCCUGUUACUUUUACAAAAUUGCUUUACUAUUAGCAUACUCUUAAUUUAUAUACAAUUUAAAAAACUGUCAUCAUCCCUAUUAUAUGUGUGAUUUUCAUUUUGCCUCAUUUUUGAUUUGUUUGUUUAUAAACAUUGCACAUCAAGCUUGGCUUUAGUAUAGUUUAAGAUGUGAAGAUUACCCAAAACUUACAAAACUUUGUAAGUUUUGGGUAAUCUUCACAUCUUCAAUCGAUAGCAAUUCAUGAAAAUCAAAACUAUUCUACGAAUAUAGUUUACAUAUGUAAAUUACAUAUUUAUUUCCGUCAUCUCAAUACAUUGCUGGCUCGGGGAGCUUAAGGAGAAAUCUUGGGAUUUACUCGAGCGCGGCUAAAAAGGAUACCUUUCGUGUUGUUAAGUAUUUCCACCAAAUAUAGACCCAAGUCUAGUGGUAUACAUAGAAGUCUUUGUCGUGAUAAAAUUAUAGCGAAUAAAAACAAUUUGUAAUCAUAAAA
Molecule: messenger RNA, 9786 nt
Organism: Bicyclus anynana (squinting bush brown)
Lineage: Eukaryota; Metazoa; Arthropoda; Insecta; Lepidoptera; Nymphalidae
Product: tetraspanin-33
Exons: 7
Coding region: 167-997 (276 amino acids)
Biological process (GO): protein localization to plasma membrane; protein maturation
Cellular component (GO): membrane
Source: RefSeq, a predicted model, not a curated record